AAUAUUAAAAAUAUCAAAAUAUUAAUAUAAUAUUAAUAUAUAAUAUUAAUAUUACUUAUAAAAUGUUUCACCAUAGCGUUAAGAUUUAUUGUUGUCACCGGUUUAUCCUUUGAAAAAUGGAAAAAGUGAUUUCUCUACUUGGAGUCAAUGAAUGGAUGUUAACGAUUAAAUUCAAGCUUUAAGAAUCCAAUAUUACAUGUAUUUUUGAUUUGUAAAAUGUUGCAUGAGAUCCUAUUGUCACUUUGGGGAUGCUCAACCAGUGUAUCCCAAAUAAUUGAAAUAGAUUCUAUAGACCUUGAUAAAUAUUUACAUCCUGGUGAACGAGCACUACUUAAUGAUAUAUUAAAUAUUGUAAAGGAAUGUAACGUCAUAAGGAAUUUUAUACAAACAGUACGCAGCGAGGAUACAAAAGAAUUUGUAGUCCCUGGUCUGUACAUACGUGCUCUGUGUGAUGGAAUGGAUGAAGCACUAGAACCAUUUCGUGAAGAAAUAAUUGAAUUGGAGAAUACAGUCUUAAACAACAGUCAUACUCCUCUGUCGUUAAUUCUUUCCAGUGUUGAAAGAUAUACUUGUUUAUUCUCUGUUUUGCAUUCUAUCAUUCGUGAGAUUCAUACACAGAACCUCCAUGGUUGCAAAUUAUUGCAAUGUUUGCAUCAACGUAUGCAUACUGGUAUACCAGAGAUCAAGUCCACUCUGGAAUUGAUGGCUCACUCUGUUAACAUUGUUUUCUACAAACAUCUAACAAGCUGGCUCUUGUAUGGACAUUUACAAGAUGCUUACAGAGAGUUCUUCAUACAAAAAACAUCGGAUUGUGAGAAAACAUUGGUACAAGAAGAUGGAAAGAACGACAUUGAUGCACGUGAAUCAGCAGACAGUGACAAAUUUGGCAUUGAUAUGUGGGAUUAUAAAAUUCAAGUGGACAUGCUUCCAUCUUAUAUCAAACCAUCGCUGGCAAAUAAAAUUCUGACCAUUGGUCAAACUGUCAUUAUGUUUGGAAAUGACCCUAGACAGAAAAAAGAUUUCAGCAUGAUGGCCAAGACAAAGAAUUCCGUAUGGGGCGACAAGGAAUACGAGUACUUCGGAAAACUUCAGAAUCUCCAGGCAAAGUCCGUUUUCAACAUCGUCGAAUUCGAUCGCACAAUCAACGAAUUGAAACAAUGCGUGACUGAACUUCUGUGGCACGUUGCUGUCGAAGAGGCGCAACUAAUGCAACAACUCAAACUGGUGAAAGAAUUCUUUUUGAUGGGACGUGGCGACCUGUUUUUAGAAUUCAUCAAGCUUGUGGCACACAUUCUGAACAAAGCGCCCACUAAUCACACGUCCAGGGAUAUUAAUUUCGCGUUUCAAGUAGCGUUGAGAAAGAUGCAUUUGAACGAUGAGAGCGCUAUCGAUAGCUUUAAUUUCACGGUGCCUGUGCCACCUUCCGAAAACAAGGACACCGAUACAGACGCCACUGAUUUUUCUGAUAAUGAAAAACAAGAUCCUAACGAGAAACGUGGAUGGGGAAUGAUCACAUUGAAAUAUAAAGUUGUUUGGCCAUUGCAUCUAUUGUUUAGUCCAGCUGCGUUAAACGAUUACAACACUUUGUUUCGCUUUCUGUUAAGAGUUAAAAAGACUCAGAUAGAUCUAUGGAAUCUGUGGAGCGAACGUAUGCAUCAUAAAAAUGUUGUUUUUACUUGCAGCGACAUUGGCGUAAUCCAGUUGAGAAAUAACUUGAUCUUCAUUGUUGACAACUUGCAGUAUUAUUUGCAAGUGGAUGUCUUGGAAAGCCAAUAUAUCGUAAUGGAAACAAGUAUGAAGAAUACACGAAAUUUCGAGGACAUACAGAAAGCGCAUUCUAUAUUCUUGGCUAACGUCAUGUCGCAAACCUUUUUAUUAGGCAGUGGAACAGGAAAAAAGAAUCCUGUAUAUAAAUUGAUAAAUCUUUUGUUACGGUUGUGCGACGAUUUUAUCCUACAAGCGUCGAUGUGGGAAGUUGACAAUUUACUUUUAACAGAGAAAGAUGAGCUCAACACGUUAUGUGAAACACUCGAUAGUGUAAUGAACUGGUUAACAAAGACAUUGAACAGAGUUCGUGCGCAACCCAGUGGAGAAUAUUUGGCUCGAUUGCUGUUGAGACUCGAUUUCAAUAGAUGGUUCAGUAAAAAAGUGGAAGGGAAGUGAAAACUAUAUGAAUUACAAAUCAAGAAGUUUAUUGUUAGAAAAAAAACGACACUGUUGCAUCCUUUUCAUAAAUUAUCUUCAAACAACGAUAAAUCACGAAAUGCAGCAACAAAGAUGCUAUUAAUAGUAACUUCUAUUAUUCAAAAGUAAAAUACAUGAAAAUUUUUCGAAUAAAGACUAAUUUAUGUAAGA
Messenger RNA from Linepithema humile (Argentine ant), 2355 nucleotides. It is a transcript of the gene Grip75, whose product is annotated as gamma-tubulin complex component 4. Gene Ontology annotation, molecular function: microtubule minus-end binding; gamma-tubulin binding. Gene Ontology annotation, cellular component: gamma-tubulin complex; equatorial microtubule organizing center; spindle pole. Gene Ontology annotation, biological process: cytoplasmic microtubule organization; spindle assembly; mitotic cell cycle. NCBI's taxonomy places the organism in Eukaryota, Metazoa, Arthropoda, Insecta, Hymenoptera, Formicidae. The record is from RefSeq and is a predicted model, not a curated record.